Messenger RNA from Macrosteles quadrilineatus (aster leafhopper), 2673 nucleotides. RefSeq lists its product as uncharacterized. Bases 1 to 2673 code for a protein of 890 amino acids. Lineage: Eukaryota; Metazoa; Arthropoda; Insecta; Hemiptera; Cicadellidae. The record is from RefSeq and is a predicted model, not a curated record. The transcript is spliced from 3 exons.
AUGCACAAGCUGGUGAAGAGGGAAUCACAGGAACACUUCAUCUCGCUACAAACUCUGGAUGGACAAGACGAUCAGACGCUACGACAGCAGAAGCCUGUGAAGAGGGAAUCACAGGAACACUUCAUCUCGCUACAAGCUCUGGAUGGACAAGACGAUCAGACGGUACGACAGCACAAGCCUGUGAAGAGGGAAUGGGAGGAACACUUCAUCUCGCUACAAGCUCUGGAUGGACCAGACGAUCAGACGCUACGUCAGCACAAGCCUCACAAGCCUGUGAAGAGGGAAUGGGAGGAACACUUCAUCUCGCUACAAGCUCUGGAUGGACAAGACGAUCAGACGCUACGUCAGCACAAGCCUGUGAAGAGGGAAUGGGAGGAACACUUCAUCUCGCUACAAGCUCUGGAUGGACAAGACGAUCAGACGCUACGUCAGCACAAGCCUGUGAAGAGGGAAUGGGAGGAACAAUUCAUCUCGCUACAAGCUCUGGAUGGACAAGACGAUCAGACGCUACGUCAGCACAAGCCUGUGAAGAGGGAAUCACAUGAACACUUCAUCUCGCUACAAGCUCUGGAUGGACAAGACGAUCAGACGCUACGUCAGCACAAGCCUGUGAAGAGGGAAUCACAUGAACACUUCAUCUCGCUACAAGCUCUGGAUGGACAAGACGAUCAGACGCUACGUCAGCAGAAGCCUGUGAAGAGGGAAUGGGAGGAACACUUCAUCUCGCUACAAGCUCUGGAUGGACCAGACGAUCAGACGCUACGUCAGCACAAGCCUGUGAAGAGGGAAUCACAUGAACACUUCAUCUCGCUACAAGCUCUGGAUGGACAAGACUAUCAGACGCUACGUCAGCACAAGCCUGUGAAGAGGGAAUGGGAGGAACACUUCAUCUCGCUACAAGCUCUGGAUGGACCAGACGAUCAGACGCUACGUCAGCACAAGCCUGUGAAGAGGGAAUGGGAGGAACACUUCAUCUCGCUACAAGCUCUGGAUGGACAAGACGAUCAGACGCUACGUCAGCACAAGCCUGUGAAGAGGGAAUGGGAGGAACAAUUCAUCUCGCUACAAGCUCUGGAUGGACAAGACGAUCAGACGCUACGUCAGCACAAGCCUGUGAAGAGGGAAUGGGAGGAACACUUCAUCUCGCUACAAGCUCUGGAUGGACAAGACGAUCAGACGCUACGUCAGCACAAGCCUGUGAAGAGGGAAUGGGAGGAACACUUCAUCUCGCUACAAGCUCUGGAUGGACAAGACGAUCAGACGCUACGUCAGCACAAGCCUGUGAAGAAGGAAUGGGAGGAACAAUUCAUCUCGCUACAAGCUCUGGAUGGACAAGACGAUCAGACGCUACGUCAGCACAAGCCUGUGAAGAGGGAAUGGGAGGAACAGUUCAUCUCGCUACAAGCUCUGGAUGGACAAGACGAUCAGACGCUACGUCAGCACAAGCCUGUGAAGAGGGAAUCACAGGAACACUUCAUCUCGCUACAAGCUCUGGAUGGACAAGACGAUCAGACGCUACGUCAGCACAAGCCUGUGAAGAGGGAAUGGGAGGAACACUUCAUCUCGCUACAAGCUCUGGAUGGACAAGACGAUCAGACGCUACGUCAGCACAAGCCUGUGAAGAGGGAAUGGGAGGAACAGUUCAUCUCGCUACAAGCUCUGGAUGGACCAGACGAUCAGACGCUACGUCAGCACAAGCCUGUGAGGAGGGAAUGGGAGGAACAGUUAAUCUCGCUACAAGCUCUGGAUGGACAAGACGAUCAGACGCUACGUCAGCACAAGCCUGUGAAGAGGGAAUGGGAGGAACAAUUCAUCUCGCUACAAGCUCUGGAUGGACCAGACGAUCAGACGCCACGUCAGCACAAGCCUGUGAAGAGGGAAUGGGAGGAACAGUUCAUCUCGCUACAAGCUCUGGAUGGACCAGACGAUCAGACGCUACGUCAGCACAAGCCUGUGAAGACUCUGGAUGGACAAGACGAUCAGACGCUACGUCAGCACAAGCCUGUGAAGAGGGAAUGGGAGGAACAGUUCAUCUCGCUACAAGCUCUGGAUGGACAAGACGAUCAGACGCUACGUCAGCACAAGCCUGUGAAGAGGGAAUGGGAGGAACACUUCAUCUCGCUACAAGCUCUGGAUGGACAAGACGAUCAGACGCUACGUCAGCACAAGCCUGUGAAGAGGGAAUGGGAGGAACACUUCAUCUCGCUACAAGCUCUGGAUGGACAAGACGAUCAGACGCUACGUCAGCACAAGCCUGUGAAGAGGGAAUGGGAGGAACAAUUCAUCUCGCUACAAGCUCUGGAUGGACAAGACGAUCAGACGCUACGUCAGCACAAGCCUGUGAAGAGGGAAUGGGAGGAACACUUCAUCUCGCUACAAGCUCUGGAUGGACAAGACGAUCAGACGCUACGUCAGCACAAGCCUGUGAAGAGGGAAUGGGAGGAACAAUUCAUCUCGCUACAAGCUCUGGAUGGACAAGACGAUCAGACGCUACGUCAGCACAAGCCUGUGAAGAGGGAAUGGGAGGAACACUUCAUCUCGCUACAAGCUCUGGAUGGACAAGACGAUCAGACGCUACGUCAGCACAAGCCUGUGAAGAGGGAAUGGGAGGAACAGUUUAUCUCGCUACACGCUCUGGAUGGACAAGACGAUCAGACGCUACGACAGCACUGA